Tarenaya hassleriana is the source of this 1325-nucleotide messenger RNA. RefSeq names its product 24-methylenesterol C-methyltransferase 2-like. NCBI's taxonomy places the organism in Eukaryota, Viridiplantae, Streptophyta, Magnoliopsida, Brassicales, Cleomaceae. The coding region runs from base 42 to 1136 and encodes 364 amino acids. Gene Ontology annotation, molecular function: S-adenosylmethionine-dependent methyltransferase activity. Gene Ontology annotation, biological process: steroid biosynthetic process. The record is from RefSeq and is a predicted model, not a curated record. The transcript has a single exon.
GUACAGAGGCGAAGGUGAAACGUCUCGUCUCUCUCUCUGCAAUGGACUCUGCGGCAUUGUUCUUCACCGGCGCUCUGAUCGCCGGCGGUCUCUACUGGUUCCUGUGCCUGCUGGGUCCGGCGGAUCAAAAGGGGAAAUCCGCCGUUGAGCUCUCCGGCGGCUCCAUCUCCGCCGAGAAGGUCCGAGACAACUACAACAACUACUGGUCCUUCUUCCGCCGACCAAAGGAGAUCAAGACCACCGAAAAGGUCCCCGACUUCGUCGACACGUUCUACAACCUCGUCACCGACAUCUACGAGUGGGGUUGGGGACAGUCUUUCCACUUCUCUCCCCCCAUCCCCGGAAAAUCCCACCGUGAGGCCACGCGUCUCCACGAGGAGAAGACUGUAGGUCUGAUCGAUGCCAAGCCCGGCCACAAGAUCCUCGACGUGGGUUGCGGCGUUGGAGGCCCGAUGCGCGCCAUCGCGGCUCAUUCCCGUGCUAAGGUUGUCGGAAUCACGAUCAACGAGUACCAGGUGAAGAGGGCGCGCCUUCACAACAGGAAGGCGGGUCUCGACAGCCUCUGCGAGGUUUUCUGCGGGAACUUCCUCCAGAUGCCGUUUCCCGACAACAGCUUCGACGGCGCGUACUCCAUCGAGGCCACUUGCCACGCGCCCAAGCUCGAGGAGGUCUACGCCGAGAUCUUCAGGGUGUUGAAGCCAGGUUCGAUGUACGUGUCGUUCGAGUGGGUGACGACGGACAAGUUCGUGUCGGAGAUUCCGGAGCACGUGGAGAUCAUACAAGGGAUCGAGAGGGGCGAUGCCUUGCCUGGUCUGAGGAGCUUCUCCGACAUCGCCGCGACGGCGAGGAAAGUGGGUUUCGAGGUCGUGAAGGAGAAGGAUUUGGCGGCGCCGCCGGAGAACCCGUGGUGGACAAGGCUGAAGAUGGGUCGGAUCGCGUACUGGAGAAACCACAUUGUCGUGAAGAUCCUCUCCGCCAUUGGAGUAGCUCCGAAAGGAACCGACGAUGUUCACAAGAUGCUCGUGGAAACCGUUAAUUAUUUGAUCAGAGGAGGUGAAACGGGAAUCUUCACGCCGAUGCAUAUGAUUCUCUGCAGAAAACCGGCGACUCCCCCAUCACCGCCGACUAGUUCCUGAAAAAGGUAAAACAUCGCCGCCGCUAGAUUCUUCUUAUGUUUCGCUCCCUUAUCUUUUCAUAAUUUUCGUUUUUGCCCCUCAAGUUUUUUUCUUUUCUUUUUUGGUUGUUUUGGAAAUAAAUAACGGUGAUCAGUGUAACCCUUUUUUAAUGUAAUCUAAUUUUCGUUAAUGAUGCGCCUUUGCUGUUAA